AUGAUAAAUUAUAAUUCAAAGGAUAUAAGUCCAAAAAAAGCUGGUCUUGCUACAUUUAUUGUAGCUUUAUUUAUUUUGUUUCAGAUUGUGGCACAACGUUGGUCAAACAAAAGAUUAGAAAAUGAGUUGAACUCAUCUAAUUAUUUCGGUUUCACAGAUAGAAAUUCAGAUAUUUCAAAAGUGUUCAACUUAGAUGCAAGUUUAUCUGUACCAUUCCUAGAUAAGAUUAAUAAAUUUUGGCAUGUUCGUGGUGAAACUCAAAUUCGUAAUAGUGAAUUUAUUAGAUUGACUAAAGCUGGCAGCCACAAUACCCAUGGUGUUGUUCUAUCAAAUGGUAUUGGUGAUAAUACAAUUAACGAUUUUGAAAUCCUUGUGAAAUUUAGGUUAUCAAGAAGGGAAGCUUCAGACAUUAAUAACAAGAAAAAUUCAAAAUCAAAUGAUAUGGGUGAAGGUAUGGUCUUUGUAGUUACUCCAGAAAAUGAUUUCAUUACAAAAGAUUUCACUUCAGAUGCUGCUAAAGAAGAAUAUAUGAGAACUUCAGGUGGCGUUAUUGGCCAUGAUAUGACCUUGAUGGGGUUCCCUAGAAACUUGCCAGGUUUAGCAUUGGUUAUAGAUACAUAUCAAAAUAGUAAAAGACCAACUUCAGGUGCCAAAAUUCCUUUUAUGGAUGCAAUGUUGAACGUUGAUCCAGCUAAGGAUUUCUACGAUCGUGACAGUGAUGGUGAUGCUAGUACAUCCACUUCUUUAAAAUUAAAUGACCAUCAUAUUCAAUUGAAUGAUUCAAUUAUGGAUGGGGAUAUUACAACAAUGCGUAUCAUUUAUUUAGAGAGUAUUAGUUUCUUGAAAGUUGAUAUCAAGUAUAAAUCAGAAGGUGAUUAUUGGAUUGAACUUUUCCAUGCCACUGAAGAUGUCUUCAUUCCAAAGAAUGCAAAGACUGGCCAAAGAUUUAUUGGUAUCGGUGCUGUUAAUGGUAUCGCUACUGAAAAUGUAGAUAUUUUGGAUGUUCAAACUAAUGAAUUCCACUGGGAUGAUCAUGAUGAAUCAAGCGAAGAAUCAUAUGACUACGUUAAAGAAGUUCAAAAGUAUCUAUCUCAAGAGUAUGGUCAAAUGAUCUCAAUGGAAAUGGAUGAAUACAAGAGAUGGAAAAUGAUUAAAGCACAACCAAAUUACCAAACAACCAGAGCAGUUGUAUCUGGCGGAUUUUCCUUUGUAUCAUUGAUAUUAAGAACCAUUGUUUUCUUCAUAUUAUUGGGUAUUGCAUAUCUAGCAUCAAUGUUUAUUAAAAUUGGACCAAGUAAAGACUUGAUUAAUGAUAGACGUUUCCAAAAAAGAGCAGGUGUGUUACCACCAUAG
Molecule: messenger RNA, 1353 nt
Organism: Vanderwaltozyma polyspora DSM 70294
Lineage: Eukaryota; Fungi; Ascomycota; Saccharomycetes; Saccharomycetales; Saccharomycetaceae
Product: legume-like lectin family protein
Exons: 1
Coding region: 1-1353 (450 amino acids)
Biological process (GO): endoplasmic reticulum organization; Golgi organization; endoplasmic reticulum to Golgi vesicle-mediated transport
Cellular component (GO): COPII-coated ER to Golgi transport vesicle; endoplasmic reticulum-Golgi intermediate compartment; Golgi membrane
Molecular function (GO): D-mannose binding
Source: RefSeq, a predicted model, not a curated record